Messenger RNA from Aspergillus oryzae RIB40, 693 nucleotides. RefSeq lists its product as uncharacterized. NCBI's taxonomy places the organism in Eukaryota, Fungi, Ascomycota, Eurotiomycetes, Eurotiales, Aspergillaceae. Bases 1 to 693 code for a protein of 230 amino acids. The transcript is spliced from 7 exons. The record is from RefSeq and is a predicted model, not a curated record.
AUGGCACAGUCCUUUUCACCCAGAUCGGCCAGUUUGAUGGCCUUCUCUGCCCAUCGCCGGCAAUCGUCACUUUCAGAAAGUCACAAGCUAAAUCCAAAGCCUGAUCAAUGGCCGACUCAGCAAGGUAGUAUUCUUGUGCAUCUAAGGAGAGUUGGAAGAAAGUAUGGAUGUAGCGUGGAAGAACGGCCCGGGCUGCUGCGGCUUCUAGCCAUUCACUGUGUUGUUCCCUUGUAUUCUCAAUUUGUGGUCGACUCCGAAUAUAGUGUUGCCAAAGACCGGACUGCUUCUCGCAAGUCAUGGUCUUCCUCUCUCCUCCGCGAAAUCCACUCAAGUUCAACAGUCGAAAACACAGUAUUUUGUUCAUUUCUCUCAUCAUCCUCUUUCACCUUUCCCGUUUUCCCUAAUUGUGCUGAGAAGAGACAACCUGCAGCUAUGAAGAGACUUGCAAUGUACUUUGCUUCCAGGAAGCCAUCAUUUAGAUUAUCUAUUACGUGCUGGAGACAUCCGGCUGCCAACAAGGUUUGCCCAGAUCGAAGGGCUUCUGCUGCACAUGGCAAGAGACCACCGAUGAGUCAGAUCAACCAUUACUCACCUGAUAAAUAUCGUUUUAUUUUCCGAGGAAAGUUGAAACAUCGCUUCUUCGAGUACGAAGGAGCACCAGUGUUCUGCAACGUGGAGAUUGCCUUCGGAUGA